This is a messenger RNA of Peronospora belbahrii, 4620 nucleotides long. The record is from the annotation of a GenBank genome assembly. Lineage: Eukaryota; Oomycota; Peronosporomycetes; Peronosporales; Peronosporaceae.
AUGACCGAGUGCGUUGCAUGGGAUGCCACACUAGCGCUCGUACGUUGGCAGCGCACGCGCCGUGGCUACGAUAAUGACGCUAUCUUAUUGCAAACGGGUUUGGCUUUGCUGCAACCUGAUGCAGACCUCCAGUUUGGCCCACAGAGUGCGCUGGCCCGCACAGAGCGGGCGUUUAAUCUGCCGUGGCAGCGCAUUGUGUCCGAAGUGCUGCAGUUCGCCGUGUAUUUAGUCACAAAGGCCAAGCUGGAUGAAAAUCUGCGUCCGAAUCAGAAACUGCAGGCGCUACGACUGCUGCAACUAGCACUAAACGCGCUCACUGUCAAAGGAGAUGCACAGCUCGCGAUACUGCCGCUAAACUCGUGCAAUUUACUGCUCUCGGCGCUAGCAGAGACGUUGGAGAAGGUGCAAGAGAACAAAGAUACACUGCAGAUACUCAAGGACGUGAAGGCUGUGUUAUUUUAUCUUUUUGGACUACCUAAUGAUCUUUCAAAAGCCGUUAUGGCUGAUUUCCAGAUGUAUCGCCCUCCUACAAAUGUGUUUACUGACUUCUUGAAGAGAAUUUUUACUGCAGCUUUUGCGUCACUAACAAAGUUGCAGGAAAUCAAAUUAGGGGAGGGAAACGCAAAGCAGGCGAAGUCAUACGUUGACGUGAUGUACGCAUCGCUGUUCAUAUUCCAAGAAUUGCAGAAGACGCAGACGAAUAAAAAGAAGGUGUUUAUGGCAAUGGCUAAGACGUCACUGAAAGAUUUUUUGGCUUUUCGCCACUCACUGAUGACGCUUGAGAAGCAACAUGCGAUGGAUCUUGAAGCUGUGACGGUAUUGCUGGAUCAGGUGGUGGAAGAUGCGCUGCUCGACCCGGAACACAUUUGUCAGUUUGAUGGUGCGGUAGUGCACGCCGCGAUUUGGAAGAAAGGAAGUAAAAGUAACGAUGAAGCGCUGGAAGAAGCAGAUGAGAAGAAAUCAACGAAACGACCGAAAGCAGGAGAAGCAAAGGUGGUGUCUGGAUUGGUGUCUUACCAGAAGAAUCUUUUUGACGAACUUCUAAGACUGCUGUCAGAUCAAGAAAUGCCAAUGCGGCUGAAGGCAUCUAUUAGUGGAUUCUUUGAAGUGCUUGUGCGUGGUUUUGCUAUACGUAUCCGUGCUGCUGCUAACACAAAGAUCGAAGACACCAAAACGGACUUGAAGACAAGUCGAAAACGCGCGGCUAUUGUCAUUGCUACCACAACGACAACAUACUCGCCCUUCAAAUUUUGGUCCGAGUUGUGCGCUGUCACGUAUCUAGCUUUCCAACGAGAGACAAAAAAGAGUGACUUUCUGCCGGUGCUAGUGACCUUGUAUAACGCGCUGUUCCGAGCGCUCUGUGAAUGUGACAUCUACCGCGUGACAGAAGACACGGAGGAACGCAAGCAAUUUUUAACGAUGGAGAACAUUCUUACAUCAUUUUUGCACGUGCUCAACGUAGAGCACGUCCAUGAUGUUUUCGCUAACGCUGAUCGGGCUUUAGAGGAGUGUGAGGUUAUACGCAGUGCAGUGCGGUGCUCACCCAACCUUGCGAAUGGCUGCCUCGUUCCGAUAUUCGAAUUGCUUGGAGUGCAGGCUAACAAGGCCAAAGACGGCAAUGCUGGGGUUUAUGCGGCAGCUAGCCAUGCGUUGAUUGAGCUCAUUCAUGCAUACGAUUCUAUGCGUCUUUUGGACAGGUUCCUGAAGGCUGUUUUUGCAACUCCGCAAGCCUACGAUGGCCUGUACAAGCUCUUUGCUGUCCCUUUGUGCGAAGCUGCACUUCGUAAAGCGUUCAUGUUGCUGCCUCCCGGUCAAACGGAAAUGUUGUGGAAACUGCUUGUGGAGCAGAUUGCAUCUUUUGCAUUUAAAAAUGAUGACAUCUGUAAUGCGCGUGGAGUAGCGGUUGCACGCUUGCUCUUCCAGAUUUUCGCUCAAGAAAUCCACGUGGUACCUUCAAAUCGCUCCAAAGUGCUGCGACUUAUAUUACAUACCCAUGAACAACUUUUGUCUUCAUUUGCGACCGAGCUUACUCACGUCAUGGGUUCGUUUACAUCCUAUCGGCGAGAGUUGUUCUGCAUAUUGGGAGAGUUGCUGAUGUUUGACACUGUACUAAAUGCUUCCAUUUGCGAGCAAACGUUUGAUCAAAUUUUUGACAAACUUGAAGGUGAUCGCUUUGGCGCUGUAAUGGAACACCUGUUGAGCGUUUGUCCAUUAUCCAUCGAAACAGAAGGCAGUAAAAAGCAGACAGGUUGCACAAUGAGUGGUCUUAGCAUCAACCACGGGGUUGGUGCUGCCGGGAUUAUUAAACUCUGUGUGUUUUGGUUGCGGAAAACGAGAGCUUUGAAUGAAACCACAGGGGACAAUGCUAGCGAAGGACGAGAGAAAAUCACUCGUUUGGUUAUCAAGUAUGUUGUCAACUGGAAAUGCUGGGAGGCAGUAAGUUUUUAUCUUCCUGAGUUGAUGGCUAAUGCGAGCAGCAACGAAUGUGACCUAUUUUUCCGCGAGAUACUGAGUGCCUACAUUAAUAUAGCUCCAUCUGGUGAGUCGGAAGUUUCGGCUAAGCGAAUUAUUUGCGACGCGGGUUUUUAUGAGAUCCCAAGAAUAAGGAGUAUUGCGCCAGUUUCGUUGACUUCCUUGGGGAAACGCUUUGUGGGCGAAGUGCACCGUGGGUCUUUGACGAGCUUAGAAUUAUCUUGUCGUUUCUUUGGCUUCUUGUUAGAGAUUCCGUCUAGCUACCUGAUACCUCAAGAGUGUGGGCAGCUGCUAUUGACCGCUCUUACUCUGUAUCAUGCAAUCUGUAUGUCCUUCAACAAUGUCGAUGGCAACAUAGAAGCUCGUCACACUUUGUUGACAUGGGUUCAGCAGUACUUUAAGGUUAUUGGAGUUGAGUUGCAGAAAUCAGGGAAGAUGUGGCCAGAGUUUAAGAAGCAGCUACGUAGCAGGACAUCCUUCAUUGUCUCGCAGCUCGUGGCAGACGACUCUGUCAGCGUGGCACUCGUUGCCGAAAUGCUCGGAUACUUUUUGGAUAUUGGUGCUAACGCGUUUGUUGGCGAAUUACUGAACGACGUCUUAAACGGUAAAAAUAUUCAAACUGAAUCGACAGACAAGAUUACAAGAAUAUUGAAGCGUGCUGUCAUUGUUGUGGAGGCUCUGGCUGCAUACCGGACCGCACCGAGCGUUUCUAAGGAAGAGAAGGAGUUUAUCGAAAAUGUUGUGGAGAUUGUUACUCGCGAAAAUGUUUGCGGUACGACACAGGGGCCAUUGUCUUUUGAAGUGCUUACUGCCCUUCUCAAAUAUCAGUCUGCGGUCCACAAAUUAGCUCGCCAGCACAAAAAUCAGCAGACGAAGGCUGAUGAUGGUCGAGUGUUGCAAUUACUCUUGAAGCAUGUAGGUGGCGCUUUGACAGCUUCGAUGAAGCUGGUCGCCAUGAUCGGUAAUUCCACGGACAGUAUCGAGCUCCAGGACGCGGCUUGGUCCUUUUUUGCGAAUUUUUGUGAGCAAUAUUCUUCGUUCCAGACAUUUUUGACUCCCUUACAGACGUAUGGAUGUCUGUUGGCUGUGGCACUUUCACUUAUUGCACGCAACACCACACCUUUAUUAAGCCAGAAUAAAGCAGAGCUAGCAGCGUUGCAAGCAGUGGUGGCCAACGCGAAUAAGGAUGAAUUUCGUCUGCUGCUCUCAACGCUUAUGCAAGAACUCGUUGCACGUGAAGGUAAACGGAAGCUAGGUGCACUGUGUGCUCUAUACGUGCUUUUGGUUGGCGACCGAAAGCUGAAUGCAUCACGACGACUACUUUUGAACAAGCACAAGAAAUUGAUUGUCGAGGCGUUGCUAGAGAAUUUUGCUGCCCAGUUGCUGCUCAUUGGAGCUAAAUCGGCAGAUCCCUUUGACAACGCCGUUGCUCUUCAUGUUUGGAGCUUGAGAGUCUUUGUACUGAUGUUUUCCAAGGCAGAGCUUUUCUCAUGGAAAAACCCUCAGCUACAAUACGUUCUCACGGGCUUUCAACCUCUGUUAGCAGCAGUAUCGUGCUGGCAAGCUGGAACCAACCGAUACAACCCUCAGGAACUGCAUGAGUUGUGGACGCUUUCGUACACACUACUGUUACGUAUUGUACGAAGCCACUUUGCUUCACUCGUGCACUGCAUUCCGCAACUAGUCCAGGCAUCAAACGCACUUUUUCAGAUGCUUGUGUUGACCUCUGCACACCUUGAAUAUUCUCAAAUUUGUUCCGAGUGGAGCUCAAAUCUGGCGCGUCUGUACGGGUACAUGAAGGCGCACGACGUUCAGUUGCGAAAACAUGUCAUCUACCUCUUGAUGGCAUUCCUUGUAAGUGUAACUCGCGACAAGCUAGCCGUGCGUUUUCAACAGAAACUUCGCCCAGGUGUGUUUGCACUGCUAGAUGUGUGUUCACCAUAUGAGAAGGAGCAGCUCUUUGGGGCGUUGGACUCAACUGAAGCAGUAUUACGUGCAUACCGCUUGCUGAAUCCAUGCAUGGCAUUUACAGUGAUUCAGAUUGCAUCUGACAUCGUGUUUGAACGAGGUACAGCAGUGGGGACCGAAAGCAAAAUGAUGCGCUCCAUCGGGGUUAACGAUAAGUUGUUUGCUGCAUUGUUUGAGUAA